Messenger RNA from Lentinula edodes (shiitake mushroom), 2374 nucleotides. RefSeq lists its product as uncharacterized. Lineage: Eukaryota; Fungi; Basidiomycota; Agaricomycetes; Agaricales; Omphalotaceae. The coding region runs from base 197 to 2329 and encodes 710 amino acids. The record is from RefSeq and is a predicted model, not a curated record. The transcript has 5 exons.
AGAGAGAACUCAGCCUCAACGUUCUCAGCAGCAUAUACAUAAUACUGUGACCACUUCUUGUGGUCUUCUCUUCGACUCAGGUCGCGAAUAUUCUCUUGCUCCUUCACUGAAAACCCUUUUGCUUUUUUUUCUCCUCGACGCAACUCGCAGAUAUUCUCUCUCGCUGUAUUCCUCCAAGGACUAUCUAGUUAAAACGAUGAGUAUUGCACUGACUGAUAAUGAUCUGGUACGCAAUCGUCGCAAAAAUAACAAUCCGAGUACGGCGGGUAUCACAUAUUUAUCACCGACAUCCCCUGAAAUCUUGAAUGACGCACCCCAUCUCACCAAACUAUACUCUGUUUUGAACGAGUUGACUUUCUCCGAUGGUCUUUGUGGUGCAAACCUUCCCCGUACAAAAGAAUUCGUCACCUCUCCUAAUUGCACCUAUAUUCCUGAACCUCCCUUGGGCUCCACACGCGACCUAUAUCGUCGUCGUGACGCACGAUAUGGUCCAGAUGAUCCAAUUUCCUGGCCUCAACCAUUCAAUCCCCGAUAUCCGUUUUUCGCUGCUGUCACAAAGAAGCCAACUGGCGUAGUCCCGUUUGAGGAUUUUGUAAUGUGGAUGAAUCUACAGGAACAAGAUAUGGGUUUUACAGAGCAGGGGAGGGAGCGCAAAGAGGGAGUAGUGACAAAGCGUGUCUUGGAGCCUAUUGAGAACAAGAUAACAUUGCUUCGGCAACGGACUCGAGUGUUUCUCACUGAGGCCAGUAUAUCUAGCAGUGAACAUUUCUUAAUCCAAGAAAACAACGAUACUAUUGAUCUAUGCCUCACUUGCCUUCGCGGUAUUUCUUCUACCCUCCGAGUUCUACAAUGCGGGUUAAGCGAAUUACAGCGAGCGUGGCUUACUAUCGAAGCUAUUUUAGAUUUUCACCGGGACGUAAGGAAGAGGAAUGACAUGAACACAUCUGGACCUGCAUUUGUUCAGCACACAAAGAUGGGAUCCUUCGUCUGGGAUGACAAAGACGCCAGGAUGUUGUUUCUAGCUGGCCUUCCUGUCUUUUUCAUACGUCCGUGGUCGGCCUUUGACCGUCAAAUUAUCACAACAGUUGUAUCGUUGAAGAAACCCUUGCCUCCUCUGGUAGAAGUUGCGCCUGCAGAUCCUCCCUAUCCACCUCUUGUAACUACACAGGCUGGGUCUGACAUAAAGUUUUCGGUGAUUCGUUCAGCUACUGCCAACUGCUUCGAAACCGUGAGCCCUUUCCAGAAUAUGCACCUUCCUGGUGCCUAUGCUUCUUCUUAUGAACUUGCUCGAGGACGAAUCAUGGCACCGGCGGAAUCGCCAACAAGUACUAUUGCUAUUGCACAAUCGACUCCUGCAAAUGCACAAGGUACUCAUCGGUCUCGCCAUCAAGUUCCCAAAAGAGGGGGACGGAACCGCAAGCUUGCCACCAAUCCACCGAAAUCUCAACGCGACAUAUUUGCUGACCUUCCAAAUGACGAUCCGCGAGUUCCUCCGGCCAUACCUGGAUGGUACAAUGUAAAUAAGACCAUUCGUCAAGAGGGAAUCAAGGCGCAGAAAAAAUUGCUUCCUGCCCCAGACCCAGGUUUAUUCUUUGGCCUGGAAGACAAGACUCGUCAAUCGCCUUACUUCUACACCUGGGAACACAUUAGGCCUGCUUGGCUUGCUAUGUUACAGGCCGGUAAAUCCCCUCAAACUGUGGAUGUAUGGCGCAAGGUGCUUGCAUAUACCUUUAUCAAGCCUUUGGAAGAAGGGGUAGUCAUCACGCCAAAGACACAAGUUGCGUUGGAUGCUAAAAAUUUGGUCGAGCAGUCCAUCAAAUCAUAUGAUACAAGGAUGAGCUACAGGCCAAGGACUGUCGAAGGUGACUUUGAUAUUACUAGAAGCAGACAACUCAUUCGUGAGCUAUGCAUGGUUAAUUUUCGUUCAGAACUGCUGUACGUCGACGACCUACUGGACCAGAGCAGACCCCAGCCUAGUCCCAGCUUGUCUGUUGCCGAAUUAGAGGCAGCGACUGCAAAUCAUAAACGUAGUAGAAGGACACUCAUUAGCCACACCUUGCUCUUUGAUUCUUUGACCCCACAUGCCAGUGUAGAUCUAGGAUUAGCAGCCGUCAGCUGGAGCGAACGAUAUGCUGCUUUGAAGCAUUUCUGGACACUGAUGGAUACUUGGCCGAGAGAGAAGCCCGUAAUUUGGAGACGUGGUAUUGAAAUGGAUCUGACUAAACUUGCUUCAAUAGGAGUGGAAUGGGAGAGGAUCCUUGCUCAAUUUUAUGUUCAAAGUGCCUUUGACAUUCUUGGUCGUCCACCUUCUCUGCCUCGUCGAUUAUAGAUUUACUUGUUCAAUACAAAUUUAUUAACGUGCUACUUAUCUUGU